Molecule: messenger RNA, 3740 nt
Organism: Heterocephalus glaber (naked mole-rat)
Lineage: Eukaryota; Metazoa; Chordata; Mammalia; Rodentia; Bathyergidae
Gene: Ehhadh
Product: enoyl-CoA hydratase and 3-hydroxyacyl CoA dehydrogenase
Biological process (GO): fatty acid beta-oxidation
Cellular component (GO): peroxisome
Molecular function (GO): NAD+ binding; (3S)-3-hydroxyacyl-CoA dehydrogenase (NAD+) activity
Source: RefSeq, a predicted model, not a curated record
GUGUGUUGGCGGGGGGGGGGGGGGGUGGAGCCCGGGAAGCGGUGCCCGGUUCCGAUUGGCCCAACGGGCGCCGCCCCUCCUGGCUGCACGCGGAAAAGUGACUGAGCCUCCGGGAGAGAGACGGAGGCGCCACGGCGACAGAGAAAGAUGGCUGAGUACCUUCGGCUGCCCCACUCGCUGGCGCUGAUCCGCCUCCGAAACCCGCCGGUAAACACGAUCAGUUUGCCUGUAAUCCGUGGAAUAAGAGAGGGACUAAAGAAAGCUGCAUUGGACAAUACAAUAAAAGCCAUUGUGAUUUCUGGAGCAGAUGGCAACUUUUGUGCAGGUGCAGAUAUCCACAGCUUCAAAGCCCCUAUAUCCUCUGCUGAAGGACUGGGACUUUUAGUAGAUGAAAUUCAGAGAUAUGGAAAGCCCGUGGUGGCGGCUAUCCAAGGUGUGGCCUUAGGAGGAGGGCUGGAGCUGGCCCUGGGCUGUCACUACAGGAUUGCCCACGCACAGGCUCAAGUUGGUUUCCCAGAAGUCACAAUAGGGAUUCUUCCUGGUGGAAGAGGCACCCAGCUGCUCCCCAGACUCAUUGGAAUUCCUGCUGCCCUUGACUUAAUUACCUCAGGAAGAUAUAUUUUGGCAGGUGAAGCACUCAAGUUGGGUAUUUUGGAUGAGGUUAUGAAGUCAGACUCACUUGAAGAGGCAAUCAAAUUCACCCAGAAAAUUUUAGAUCAACCUCUAGAACCUCGCAGAAUCCUCAACAGGCCAGUUCCCAGCUUGUCCAACAUGGAAAACACUUUCACUGAAGCCUUUGCGAAGAUGCGGAAGCAGUACCCUGGGUACCUUGCUCCGGAGACCUGUGUCCGUUCAGUCCAGGCCUCCAUGAAGUACCCCUAUGAAGAGGGAAUCAGGAAAGAGGAGGAGCUGUUUCAGUACCUUCGGGAAUCUGGGCAGGCCAGAGCCCUGCAGUAUGCUUUCUUUGCUGAGAGAAGUGUAAAUAAGUGGUCAACCCCAUCUGGGGCAUCCUGGAAAACAGCUACUGCACGACCCAUCUCCUCAGUUGGUGUUCUUGGCUUGGGAACAAUGGGUCGAGGCAUUGCCAUUUCUUUUGCAAGAGUCGGGAUCCCUGUGAUUGCUGUAGAAUCAGACCAAAAGCAGCUAGAAGCUGCAAAGAAGAUAGUGACUUCCACCUUGGAAAAGGAAGCAGCCAAAAGCAUGCAACAGAGUGGCCAACGUGAGUCAGCACCAAAACCUAGGUUCAGUUCAUCUAUGAAGGAGCUGGCCAGUGUCGAUUUAGUCAUUGAAGCAGUAUUUGAGGACAUGAACCUGAAGAAGCAGGUCUUUGCUGAACUUUCAGCUGUGUGCAAGCCAGAAGCAUUUCUGUGCACUAAUACUUCAGCCCUGGACGUGGAUGAGAUUGCUGCGUCCACCAGUCGUCCUCAGCUGGUCAUCGGCACUCAUUUCUUCUCCCCAGCUCAUGUCAUGAAGUUGGUAGAGGUCAUUCCCAGCCGACACUCUUCCCCCACUACCAUUGCCACUGUUAUGAACCUAUCGAAGAAGAUGAAAAAGAUUGCAGUAGUUGUAGGCAACUGUUAUGGAUUUGUUGGGAAUCGAAUGUUGCAACCUUAUUUUAACCAGACUUAUUUCUUGUUAGAAGAUGGCAGUAAGCCAGAGGACAUAGAUCAGGCACUGGAAGAGUUUGGUCUUAAGAUGGGGCCACUUCGGAUGUCUGAUCUUGCUGGCUUAGAUGUGGGCUGGAAAGUUCGCAAGGGGCGAGGUCUUACUGGGCCUGCGCUGCCUCCAGGAACUCCUGCCCGAAAACGAGGCAAUGCAAGAUACAGCCCCAUUCCUGAUAUGCUCUGUGACUUAGGACGGUUUGGCCAGAAGACCGGGCAGGGUUGGUAUCUAUAUGACAAGCCAUUGGGUAGGGUUCACAAACCUGACCCCUGGCUUUCCAAAUUCCUGUCAGAGUACAGGGAGACCCAUCACAUCAAACCACGGGUCAUUGACCAGGAUGAGAUCCGGGAGCGCUGCUUGUAUGCACUGAUCAACGAAGCCUUCCACAUCUUGGGAGAAGGGAUGGCUGCCAGCCCAGAGCACAUUGAUGUGAUCUACUUGCAUGGGUACGGCUGGCCGCGCCACAGGGGCGGGCCCAUGUUCUAUGCCUCCACAGUGGGGCUGCCCACGGUUCUGGAGAAGCUGCAGAAGUAUUACCAGCAGAAUCCUGAUAUUCCCCAACUGGAGCCCUGCAACUAUCUCAAAAAGCUGGCUUCCCAGGGAAACCCUCCUCUGAAAGAAUGGCAGAGCUUGGCAGGGCCGCCCAGCAGUAAAUUGUGAUUCAGCCUCCUGGGGGUGGGCCACAUGCUGGGGUCACAGAAAACCUCAUUGAAUUUCAGUGAAAUUAAAUACAAAAGUGCAAAGCAAGAUCAUUCUGAAAUACAAAGCAAAGAAGUAAUCAGUCAGUUAAACCUUAGUUAAAACUGCUCAAUGAUUCUAAUCUUUAGAAUGUGCUUCCUAUGCCUCUGAAUCUCACCCUAUUAUUAAAUCCAGUGAAUGAUCUUGUGUUAAUAUAAUACCAUGCUAUCUGAUGAGAGAGCCUUGGGAAUAAGUUGAGAUUCCAAGCGCUUUGAUCAUUGGAGAAAUACGCCAUCAAUUCAUAAAUGAGAAUGCAUCUAAGUCAUAAUCUUAUUUUGGCCUCAGCCUCACGGAUACAGUACUGAUGGAAGUCUUAUGGCUCAUGUAUUCACAAGCAUUCACUAAGCAUAGGCAUAAAAAGCUGCAGAGGUAAUAACCUGACAGGCAAAACACAGGCAGGAAUUGCUGACAAAGCCAAGAACAUUAGACCAGAAUGGGGAACUGGAGGGUAGGUAGCUCAGCAUGUCACACUCGGCAUAUGACUUCUGUCCAAGGUCCAAUCUCACAAGCAUAGUCAUUCUCGAUGCAAUGUCUGCAACCCAGUCUUUACUUUUCUAUUCAAAGUGAGGCAACAGAGAUAGUAAGUUGUUAUCUUAGUGGGAUCUUAGGGUACAUGUAGUCUUCAGAGAUUUCUAAAUUUGUGACAGUGUGAGGAUGCCAGUUUCCCUGUCAGGAUUAGCCUUCUUGGUGUUAUAUAUGGAAACAGUUAAAUCUUGAAACAUCUAAAAUUAUUCCAAACAAAUUUUGUAUAAUUUCACUCUAACUAUAAGAGUUCUUCUAUUUGACUUUUUUGCCUUAUGGGGUUAAAAGUUAAGGGCAUGAUCAACACAAAAACAUGUAUGGAAAUGUUGAUAGUUGAGUUCUUCGUAAUAGCCCUAAACUGUCCAUUAACUGAUGAGUGGGUAAACUAAAUGAGGUAUAUAUCCAUCCAUACAGUGGACUAUUAUUCAGCCAUAAAAAAAGAUAUAGCGCUGAUACAUGUCACCACAUGAUGAAUUUUGAAAACAGUAUGAUAAGUGGUAGUAGACAGCCGCAAAAGACCACAUAUUGUAUGACUAUUUGUAUACAGUGUCCAGAAUAAGUAAAUCUACAGAGCCAGAGGGUAGUCUGAUAGUUUAUGAAGCUGGAAUUGUAGAAGGUAAAGAAAGGGAAGCAAUAGCUAAUGGGUACAGAAUUUAUUUUGGAUUUGUUGAAAAUAUUCUAAAAUUAUUGUGGUGAUUAUUACAUAAUUAUAAAUGUACUAAAAACCUUUGAAGUUGUAUAAUAUGAAGGAAUGAAUUUUUAGUAUGUGAAUUAUAUAGCAGUAAAGUCUUUAAUAAAUGAAUACAUGCUGCUAAAAA